AUGAUAACAUCAACAAUUGAAACAUUUGUAUUGAAAUUAUUAUCGGAAAUUGGUUUAUUAGCUCAACACUUAGUUCGUGUACGUGCACAAUUUCAUGCGGCUAAAAUAGCAAAAAGUCAUGCACAAAAUGAUGAUGAUACAGCUACUAUCUUAUUCGAUUGGAGCGAAAAUUACAAUUUAAGACAAACUAAAGAGGAAAACGGUACGAAACUGUAA
Molecule: messenger RNA, 216 nt
Organism: Rotaria sp. Silwood2
Lineage: Eukaryota; Metazoa; Rotifera; Eurotatoria; Philodinida; Philodinidae
Source: the annotation of a GenBank genome assembly